GUGACGUCCGUUGCAGAAAUAGAAACCAAUAGAUCCCAAAAUACGAGGCACGCGCGCACUUCUUUACGGACUUUAUAACGUGCGUUGAUUUUCGAUGGACUCCUUUAUACUAGAACGCUUGUCAAGCCUUGCUGACUGACGUCACAGCUUUGAGUACCCUCGAAUGGUGCCGGCCAGACGGGAGCAUAGUUUAACGUCCGUCACUUGUCGUAUCCGGUUUUUUUUCUUGAAUUACUGCUGUUUCAUCUUUCACUGUGCUUCAUAGUUUUAUUGUUUUUGUUGUUGUCUGUGUUUUUACCAUGGAUAUUGAAACUUUGAUAAGUGCGGUACAGCGCCAUCCGCUGUUAUGGGACACUGCAGACCCUGAUUACAAAGAUAAAAACAAAAAACACCAGGCUUGGGUUGAAGUAUCGAAGAUUUUAUUUGAAGAUUAUGACAACCAGUCUCAGGAUCAACAAAAAUUAAUUGUACGAGACGUGGUAUCGAAAUGGAGAACAGUACGAGAUAACUACGUUAGAAACCUAAAAAAACAAUCCAUAAAAUUAGGUUCCGAAGCGAAGAAAGUGAAAACAUACAUCCACGGCGAGCAAUUAUCCUUUCUAAAGAAAUCUUUGGAACCAAGACCAACAUGUAGUACCAUGGACACUCAACCGGACUCACCCGAAAACGAAUGCCAUGGAGAUAAUCGCGAAACUGAAGAAGGCUACCGUACUCCUACCGCCAAUGAAACAAUGGUUCCCCCUCAACAACUCCCAUCUUCGCGUAAAAGAAAGUUAACGGAUGUUGAACGUAGUUUCAUUACAUUUAUGGAAAGUCACAGCACGAAAGAGGCAACGCCACAAGAAGAUGAAGAUUUAGCUUUUUUCUACUCUCUUUUGCCCACUAUUAAAUCACUGACGCCGAAUGAGAAAUUCACAUUCAGGAUGGAAAGUAUGAAACUUCUACAAAACCUAAAACAAGCCCGAUCAUUUCCUCCGAGCCUUCCUCCCUACCAAGGCUAUACAUCGCGACCUCCAUCGAAUACAUCGGCUACUUCAUCAUUUUAAAACUUUUCACCGGACACGGAGGCUUGAAGUGAUUGUGAUUCAGCUGCAUUGACUCAGUUGUAACUCACUAGCUCUCGCCUUAUCAAUGUAAA
Messenger RNA from Cryptotermes secundus, 1138 nucleotides. RefSeq lists its product as uncharacterized. The transcript has 2 exons. Gene Ontology annotation, molecular function: DNA binding. Bases 300 to 1046 code for a protein of 248 amino acids. Gene Ontology annotation, biological process: regulation of transcription by RNA polymerase II. NCBI's taxonomy places the organism in Eukaryota, Metazoa, Arthropoda, Insecta, Blattodea, Kalotermitidae. Gene Ontology annotation, cellular component: nucleus; transcription regulator complex. The record is from RefSeq and is a predicted model, not a curated record.